UAGACUUCUUUUAGUCGACCUUUGAUAGAUUGAGCUUUCAUCUGUCCAAAAAAUGAAAACCUUCCAGAAAUGUCCUUGCGUGUCCCACGGAAAAGCAUGUCUAUUUACAGAGUAUUGGUGUGGUAUUGUUAUUGACCUCAAGUCCGUAAAUGCUGGAAUAUAAAUUACGUAUCACGAGAGCAAGGCAAAUAUUCAAGACACUUUUACAUCGAUGACAACUGUGUAGUAUUGACUGAACUCGCAAGGAUUUAAACAGUCUUGAUCCUCACGACAGCACAAACCAGUUUGUGAUUAGAUCCUCCUUCUCGCCAAGAAGCUGCAUUUGAACUCUUAAUUGCUGCACACGGCAUACAACGCACUCCAUAACUUACACCAGGAAUCCAAGAUGGCGGGUUUUCUGAAUCAUUACCCACCGUAUCCAGUCAACGGUCUAAACAUGCCUCCGCGAACCGCGGACAUGUUCUCUCCAAUGGUCGCUCCGCCGUAUGGUUAUCCAAGAAAACAAAGAAGAGAGAGGACUACAUUUACAAAAGCUCAGCUUGAAAUUUUGGAGGAACUGUUCUCCAAGACAAAGUACCCUGAUAUCUUUAUGAGAGAGGAAGUUGCAAUGAAAAUCAACCUACCAGAAUCAAGAGUACAGGUGUGGUUUAAAAACCGACGCGCCAAAGUUCGACAACAGAGCAAAGGGGAACCCAAACCCAAACCCAAGCCGAAAGCGCCAACUGUAAGUAAAGAUUCCUCACAGGCGGGCCCAUCACCAUGCAGGUACGCCAGCUGUGGGAAUAUCUGGAGCCCGGCGCACGACUCCGUAAGGCCCAUGCCCACGUACCCCUCUCAUGCUGUCAUUAACAACAGCAUGGCAAUGUCUACUGCAAGUCCUUCCUUCAUGCCCCCACCACCACCUCCUCCGUAUUACUGCUCAAGUCCAAACGGUGGAUCCUACAUGCCCUUAGAGCAUGCGCAUAUGCAUCCAAUGGCACCAAGAUAAAGCUUUAGUUGUACGUCUAAGGGAUCGUUUUAAAGGCACAAAACCUCGUACAGGCUGGAAACGCGUAUAAAGCAGAAGAAAAAAAUUACGUUACAUACCAGGUUUUUGAUAAAACCAAUUAGUUUAGAUAAAUAGCUUAUUCUGGAAUACAAUUCCCUGACAGUAAUCCUCGCAUUGUCUUCAAGAAAAGGAAAACUUGUUUGCCAUUUAAUAAGAUUCAAAUGGCAGAGUAUCGAUUCUUCCGAAACGCAUUUAAGGAUCAGCAUGCUAGCUUUGUUCUUGGAAUCCUCUAAAAGCUUCGUUUUAAUGAAACUAAACCUGUUUUUCUUUGGAAUUAUCUCGCAAAACCUUUUAGGAUUUCAUGAAAGUCUUUCUGUGAGGUAGAACAUUAUCUGAAGUCAUGAGAACGCUCGUUCGCUUUUGAACCGCAAGAAUGCAGAGUCCGUUGCCUUAUGGCACGAAUGUUUAGAAAAUACAUUGCACCGAGUUAUUGUUUAUGGGCCAGAAAUUACAUAUUUCCUAAACUUUUGCCUAAAAAGAUACUGUAGGGUGAUUUACUACUUGUCUUCGUUGUUUUCGUUUUGGUAAGUGCUUGGUGUUACUUUACAUGAGUUUUUGAAUAGAUUCAACCCAAUGGACUUUCUAAGCUGGACCCUUUGACGUUAGUAAUUUCCGGCUGUAGUACGUAGCAGUCAUUUGUUAUUGUACCUUGUUCUUCAGUGAUCAUUGUUGUCGAAAAUGACUCUGUUUAACCUUCCAGUCCAAGGUUUAACGUUCAAUCAUCUUUGCAGAGUAAUAUAUGAUUUUAGUUCUUGAAUUCUAAGCUUUAGAUUUGAAAUACUUACUCAGCAACUUGUAAUUCAGUAUUCAAACAAUAAGUUUUCAAGUUAAAAACCUGUCCAGCGUGAUAAAAGGUUUUGCAGGAGAUUUCUUCCUUUUGAAUAGUCACACAUUGUGGUUUCAAGUGCAAAUCUUAAAGUUUGUCAAACAACAUUCAACAGCCUAAUAGUAUGAAAUACUUUCUCCGAUUUUCAGCUGAAUGCUAUUUUCUUAUAUUUUUUUGUCUGGAUUUUCACAUCUUUCGCUCAAUGUUCGCAUUUCACUUAAAGGUUUUAAAGUAGAAAUCAGAAUUUAUGGUCAAAUAGUUAUGUAUGAGUAAAGUAAC
Messenger RNA from Pocillopora verrucosa, 2153 nucleotides. RefSeq names its product homeobox protein OTX1 B. Gene Ontology annotation, cellular component: nucleus. The record is from RefSeq and is a predicted model, not a curated record. Gene Ontology annotation, biological process: regulation of transcription by RNA polymerase II. Gene Ontology annotation, molecular function: RNA polymerase II cis-regulatory region sequence-specific DNA binding; DNA-binding transcription factor activity, RNA polymerase II-specific. Lineage: Eukaryota; Metazoa; Cnidaria; Anthozoa; Scleractinia; Pocilloporidae.